AGAGAGAGACGUGCCACAAAUGCAUACUAUUGCACAUAAAGACAAACAUAACUGGCCCAUGGUCAGUCACCAGUCUGCCUCAGAUACUGGAAAAUGUUCCCCCUAAGACCUCAUCACCUCGUGGCUCUCCUCUGGGUGCUGUUUCUCUUCCACAGUGGGAGUUAUAACUUCGCCAAAUCGCAAACUCACACGGAAGAAUUCAUUCCUUCGAAGUUCGCCGAAGAAAUUAUGUAUCCAAGAAAGUCCUACAAGAAGUUCGUGAAGUAUGAUGUUCCUGCCACUUUUGAAGAGGCUAAAAAUGCCUGUAAAAAUAUGAAAGGCUUUCUUGCUCUUCCUCUUGGCAGACAGGAUGAGAGAGACAUGCACAAGGUUAUUGGUGUUGGGUUCUCCAAGUGUCCUCUUUCAAUGUCUCCAACAUACUGGCUCUGUGCAAUUGACAUAACUGAGGAAGGAAACUGGGUCAAUUGCAAGACAGGUAAACGCUUGAAAUAUUUCAACUUUCAUAAGGGGCAACCUGAUAACUAUGGCGGCUCUGAAGACUGCCUUGUUACAGGUCCUUAUCUUCGAUGGUGGAAUGAUGUAAACUGUAACUUUACUGCAAAUGGUUACAUCUGUGAAUUUGAGGAUUCUUAGAUAAUAUUGUUCACUGAAGAAACCAAACAUGUGCACGGUAACAAUACAGGAAAUGGACCUGUCAAACCAGAGCUCAUUGAGUGCUUGAGGAGCUAUUUCCUGAUCACAUGUGGUAGCUGCCUUGACUGUAUCACUGCAAUCUCUUCAUUGAAUUUACAGAUAGUAUUUUCUAUUACUUUUACUUAUUGAGUCAGACAAUCUGACCAGGCAGUAUAAUAAAAGUACUAAAACUA
Messenger RNA from Portunus trituberculatus (swimming crab), 866 nucleotides. Its product is annotated as perlucin-like. The record is from RefSeq and is a predicted model, not a curated record. The transcript has 4 exons. Bases 94 to 633 code for a protein of 179 amino acids. Lineage: Eukaryota; Metazoa; Arthropoda; Malacostraca; Decapoda; Portunidae.